CUGCAGGGUGGUCUCGUCAUGGCUCAGCUUCUCAUCUGAUAUUAUCUCGAUCGAUCUGCAGGGUGGUCUCGUCAUGGCUCAGCUUCCAUCCGCCAACCAAGUCAACCUCCUAAAAGACAUUUUCACCCGCUUCGACCUCGACUCCGAUGGCAGCCUUACCCAGCUCGAGCUAGCCGCCCUUUUCCGAUCCGUUGGCCUCAUACCCGUCGGUGACGAAUUCGAUGCCGUCUUAGCUAAAAUGGAUGCAAAUGGAAACGGAUCCAUUGAGUUUGAGGAAUUGCUGAAUGCCAUUUUGCCCGAUUUCGACGAGGAGGUUUUCGUCAACCAAGAUCAACUCAUGAAGGUCUUUCAGUUGUUUGACAAAGAUGGUGAUGGGUCCAUCACGCCGGCGGAACUUGCGGGUCAGAUGGCCAAAAUGGGCUUGCCUUUGACCUACCGUGAACUCAAUGACCUCAUGAACGAUAUAGACACCAAUGGUGACGGAAUCAUUAGUUUUCAUGAAUUUACAGCCAUUCUAGGGAUGCCGGCAUCGGAAUUCCUUGGAAUAAAGAUCUCCUAGCAGCGAUGCAAUGAAACGAAUCAUGUGGUUGUUCUUGAGGAUUGAUGAUGAACAUAUAUAUAUAUAUAGGAUGUGGAUGGGUUUACAUGAUCUCAAGAAGGUCAAUUAAUCAUCUUAAUCUGUAUAGCUACUUUUUGCUUAUUAAUUAUAAGGUUAAUUCUAUAGGAUCUUUUAUGUGUAUCAUUGAAG
Messenger RNA from Cynara cardunculus var. scolymus (artichoke), 748 nucleotides. Its product is annotated as probable calcium-binding protein CML16. The record is from RefSeq and is a predicted model, not a curated record. NCBI's taxonomy places the organism in Eukaryota, Viridiplantae, Streptophyta, Magnoliopsida, Asterales, Asteraceae. Gene Ontology annotation, molecular function: enzyme regulator activity; calcium ion binding. The transcript has a single exon. Bases 74 to 559 code for a protein of 161 amino acids.